Messenger RNA from Drosophila santomea, 488 nucleotides. RefSeq lists its product as uncharacterized. NCBI's taxonomy places the organism in Eukaryota, Metazoa, Arthropoda, Insecta, Diptera, Drosophilidae. The transcript has 4 exons. The record is from RefSeq and is a predicted model, not a curated record. The coding region runs from base 46 to 435 and encodes 129 amino acids.
GCGGCUCAUAUCUGAAAGUGGCUUAGAAACCCCAAAAAGCCGAAAAUGAUCUACUCGGACAAUUGCUGUUGCUGCGUGGAGCUGAAGUGCGGAUGCAUUCUGAUAGCCAUCGUUGAGGUGCUGAUCCGUGGACUGGAUCGCUUCUUUGUUGAUCGUGACAACCUGCUGGGACUUCUUUCCCUCGUGGUGAGCGGUAUCUACGUCAUCUGCUGCAUCUUCCUACUGCUCGGAGCAGUUCUGGGCCUGAGAUAUUUUCUGUUGCCCUACCUCUCAGUUUCCUGCCUCCGAUUCCUAAUUUUAGUUGCCGAGGGCGUGUUUGUGGCCACAGAAGGCAUCAUGAAUGAAUAUCUAGUCUUCGAUAUUCUCCAAUCCCUUCUAGGCUUGUACUUUUGGUUGGUGGUCUACUCCUAUUACGAUCGGUUAAAGGACGCAUGAGCUUGUAUAUUUUAGACUAUUUUGUUAAAUAAAAUACUCCUUGUCUAUAUUAA